This is a messenger RNA of Bursaphelenchus xylophilus (pine wood nematode), 1904 nucleotides long. The record is from the annotation of a GenBank genome assembly. NCBI's taxonomy places the organism in Eukaryota, Metazoa, Nematoda, Chromadorea, Rhabditida, Aphelenchoididae.
AUGACUGGAGCUGAAUUAACUAGAGAUUUGUUAAAUCCUUUGUACCUAAAGCUCUUCCUUUCGAAUUUAGGUAAUCUUACUGGGCGAUUUUGGGCUAAACUUCCGUAUAACGCACCCUUCUAUUACGUAUAUCAGUCUGGCGGGAAAAUAAUAAGAACUCUGUCGCAUCGAAAAUCGCAUCGCCGGCAAGAAAAUGAAUUGUGGCGCGACAACGUCAAAUUGCUUUUAAUUUGAGCGACGCAACUUGCAAUGCGACAAAGAAAUCGCUGAGAAAAUGAAUUCUGUCGCGGCAAAAUCACAUUAAUUUUCAGCUCUCGAUGUGACAUUGUGCUCAUUAUUUUCCCGACAGACAUUCAAAAAAAAUUUUUUUGAACUUUUUCGAUUUAUUGUACAGAUUUUUUGACUUACUGCUAAUUUUCAGCAGUGAUGUCAGAAAACCCAUCACCUUCCGAGAGCAGACCAGAGACCUCCGAAGAAGCCGGCAACGUGAGGCCCAGGGAAACGAAACGAGCUUAUCAUCUAGUGGAACACUUGAUGCCCAAGGAAAGGAUUCACAUAGGCCCUCCGCCAUUCGUUGGAACAUGGGAGGAGAUGAAUAGUAAGUCUUUCUUGCCUACGAUAUGGCUUUACAACCGCGAGGUGAUUCAAAAAUCUCAAAACCCGAGAAACUACCUUGGCGAGCGAGAGAGUACGUAGAACGCGGGAAGGGAUGGAGAAAAAAUACUUUUUGGCCGUAUCUUUGCCAGCUUCGCAUGGAAAAAAAAUACUUUUUGUGGAAAAAUUACCCGAGGCGGUAGAAAUAGGGAUAAAACUUUUUAUGCCAAAGUUUGAAAAAAACGUCGCAGUUUUUCCAACUUCCGGCCAAAAAAUCUUGUUGAUUUCCGCAAGAAAAUUUUAUUCUAAACUUGUGCCCAGUUUCUUUAAAAAUCGGAGCGUCGCACGUCAAACUGACAAGGGAAGUCACUUAAAUCACGGAUCGAUUUUGUAAAACGACUGUUACAGCGAUGGGGAGGGUAGGACGGAGAUAUCAAAUCUGAAAACCGCUACCUCCACCGGCCUCUGGGAACCGAGAUAAUUGACCAAAGAGUUUGACCAAAUUCCUCCGAACAUUUCUUCCUUCCGAAAGAUUGUGAGAUAAGCUAAAACAGUCCAGUGAAUGGAUUAGCCUUUUGCCAAAAAAAGACGCAAAAAACGUUUUGUCGGGGAAGAAAUGGGGAAUUUUUGGGGCGAGAGAGUGCGCUUUUGCGUGCCUUCUUUCUCUCUUUCUCUGUGAAAUCAAGGCGAAGUGUAAAAAACCGAUAGCGAAGAGUCUAUUCCGGUCACCGGACUCCUAAGUUUGACGUGCGUCGCACCUGAGGUAUCAGUCGCGCUAUGAAAUCCCGACACUUUUGCACUGUGCACUUUUUCUUUUUUUCGGACCCACCUAGAUUCCCCGUUUUUGCACUAGCGACAUGCACCAUCGCACGAGCUCACUUCAAUUUUUGCGCACGAUAGUCAGAACUUUAUGGCGACUAGUACUUCAUCUGCGAAGCCACAAAUAAAUUCUCUGCAACGAGCGACGACCCGAUAAUAAUAUUUUUGCAAAAGUCGGAAAAAUAAUGAGUACUUUGUAGCGGCGCCAAUCGCGUCGCUGAUUGUGAGGGGAAGAUCAAUUCGAUUUCUCAGCAACGCAAUUCAUCCUAAACGGUAACGUGAUUUUCGAUGCGACAGAGUGGUUAUUAUUUUACCGACAGACUGAUAUAGCAAAAAAAAAAUUUUUUGGUUUUUUGCAAUUCAUUUUACGCAGGUUUAGCGAUAUUAACUUUUUCAUUUUUGCAGGACUUCCAAAAUGGGAGCACAUCGAAGAAGCGAUACGAGUGCUGAAACGGGAAGAAGAAUUAAAACAUACAUUUAAUCGGCCGUAA